GAAAUAAGAAGCUUAGACAAGGAAUUGGAUUCUUGGUUUUGUUUACUUUAGUUUGUUCUGUCUGAGAAGACAACACAAUUUUAUUGAUGAUGGAAACCUUGGCCACAUCUUCUUCUGCAACUCUUCCAUCUUCCUCUUCUCCCUUUUCGAUUUUCCCUUCAAGAAGAACCUCUCUUUUUCCUUCCAAGACUCUCCAAUUUCGUUUACCCUCCAAGCGUGAUGAUGCUCUCGAUUCAGACGCCAAGGAUAACAUCCUUCCAAUUAUCAAUGAUCGCUGCCUCUCCCUUUCGCCUCUGUCCAAAGAUGCUGCGAUGGGACUGGUACUGAGUGCUGCGGUGGGUAGAGGAUGGACCACUGGUUCAGGGAUGGAAGGUCCCUCUGUUCCUGCAGUUGGUAGGGGUAAUGAAUCGGGGAACAUCUCCACUUUCCCAUGGUCUCUCUUCACCAAAUCCCCUAGGAGAAGGAUGCUGGUGGCUUUUACUUGUACCAUCUGUGGCCAGCGAACUACACGAGCCAUUAAUCCCCAUGCUUACACUGAUGGCACUGUCUUUGUGCAGUGCUGUGGAUGCAAUGCGUAUCAUAAGCUGGUGGAUCACUUGAACUUGUUUCAGGAGACAAAUUGCUAUUUGAAUUCAAGUUUUAAGUUUAAAGGAGAAGGAUGGGAUGAUCUUAAGUUUAGGUAUAUGGAUGAUAACGAUGACGACAAUGACAUAUUUCCCAUUUCAUAAGUGAAUUGUCAUAUGGAUCAUAUACCUUCUGCCUGAUUGUAUCGAAGUUCAGUUUAGAUGUCUUGUAUAUUCUCUAGGUUUUCAUGCUUUAUAGUAAAAUUUGUACGGGACUCGUACAGUAACAUGUUUAUAUAUAGCUUUGAACUCAUUUGUAUGAUUAUCAAUUUGAAAAUGUACAAGACAUUAAAUAAAUUUUUCCUUUGAUUUCUGCCA
This is a messenger RNA of Vigna angularis (adzuki bean), 941 nucleotides long. RefSeq lists its product as uncharacterized. Gene Ontology annotation, molecular function: zinc ion binding; protein-folding chaperone binding. NCBI's taxonomy places the organism in Eukaryota, Viridiplantae, Streptophyta, Magnoliopsida, Fabales, Fabaceae. Gene Ontology annotation, cellular component: mitochondrion. The coding region runs from base 87 to 728 and encodes 213 amino acids. The record is from RefSeq and is a predicted model, not a curated record. The transcript is spliced from 4 exons. Gene Ontology annotation, biological process: protein import into mitochondrial matrix; protein stabilization; protein folding.